Spea bombifrons (plains spadefoot toad) is the source of this 1305-nucleotide messenger RNA. Its product is annotated as nuclear factor interleukin-3-regulated protein-like. Gene Ontology annotation, cellular component: nucleus. Gene Ontology annotation, molecular function: DNA binding; DNA-binding transcription factor activity. Gene Ontology annotation, biological process: circadian rhythm; regulation of DNA-templated transcription. The record is from RefSeq and is a predicted model, not a curated record. The coding region runs from base 27 to 1058 and encodes 343 amino acids. Lineage: Eukaryota; Metazoa; Chordata; Amphibia; Anura; Pelobatidae. The transcript has a single exon.
UUACCACGCUUUGGAAUUGGCACAGCAUGCAGAGCAGCCUGGAAAGCAUGGAGUCGCCCCUCGGCGCGUACAUCCAGAGCGGCGAGGAGCAAAGGGCCAGAGACAGGGCCAACGCGGGCCAAGGGGGAGCCGGAGGCGGGCGCAGGAAGCGAGAGUUCAUCUCCGACGAGAAGAAGGACGCCAGCUACUGGGAAAAGCGCAGGAAAAACAACGAAGCGGCCAAGAGGUCCAGGGAGAAGAGGCGUUUUCAUGACCUCGUCCUGGAAGGGAGGGUGGCGGCCCUGGACGAAGAGAACGUCCGGCUACGGAACGAGCUGCUGCAGCUGAAGCUUCACUAUGGACUUAUCUCGGCAGCCUCGGUCCUGGAGUCCUCGCAAGGGCUGGGCGGCCGUAAAGGCGCGGACGCCGGAAACCUGCUGUGCGGCGGUGAAACCGGGUCAUAUUCCUCGUCGUAUUUUGGGGUGAACUCCGACUCCUCGGAGGCAGACAGCGGAGGGGGAGCCGCUAUGGACGGUUACUCCCCCCGAGGCUCAAUCUCGGACCUCUCAGAUCAAUGCUCGGUGGACAGCCCCGGACCAAACGCCUACGGGGAGGGGAGGGCAAUGGACAGCGAUUUUUCCCACAUGUGCCCCGAGGACAACGCAGCGAUGAGGCUUGAAGCGCAACGGGGUGGGGUUAUUCUCUACAGGGUUGGGGGGCAUACCCUGGACCCCCAGGAAAGACAAAACUACCACUCCAAACAUGAAGUUCCGUCAAGUUACAACAGCCAAGGGUCCGAAUGCAGGAUGGCUCCGCUGCGCGCCUCCAUUUUUGUCCACACGGACGGGGCGCACAAUCCUUUCCAGCGUCUCGUGAAGACACCAGAGGCCGGUCUCACAGGAGGCGCGGCGUCCCCCGAAUCUCCUCCGUCCGGGUACCAGAGCGAGGACAGUUGCGUAGAGGAAGGAGAAACGGGUUGUUGCCCCGCUGAUUGUCCGCCCCACAAAGAACCCGCACACGGAGUUAAAUUGCCACACAAAUUAAGACUGAAGUGUCGCUCACAUGGAAAAGAUGUCUGAGGGACGGACAGCGACCAAGGGAUCGAUUCACGAGACUUUAACGCAGGAGAUUCUAUCCUCGCCGGCCUCCGCGCCGCUCACCACGCGUGUAAUUAAUAACAUGCUGCAACAUCAAUGCAUUGUGGUGAUAUGAACGUGUGCCGGGGGGGGGGGGAUAACAUGGACCAGAUCACGGACACGAGAGAAAUGCCGGGACGGCAGCACAGUUAUUGUAAAUAUUUAAUGUUAAUAGUAAAAUAAAAUGUUA